AGGAGGGUCCUGUCUCUCGCCCCUCCGCUGCCCUGUGCGCACACCGUCCCUCCCCGGUGUGGGCAGAGAGGGCCGCGCCCUACACAAACAUGGCGGCGUGAGCACGACGGUGGCCGGCAGGGGCCGCUCCGCCGUGUGACAGCCCCGGGAACGACAGGGCCGGGCGGCGUGCCCUGCUCAAAGAUGGCCGCCGGCGGCUUCGGCGUGCGCGGAGGUGGGAGGUGAGGGGCGGCCGGGCCGGGCUGCGGGAAGAUGGCAGAGAGCGAGCGGCGGGCAGGCACCUCUGAGGAGGUGGCUCCUCCUGUCCAGCAAUGCUUCAUGGUCCCCAAAAAGGAGAUAAAUGUGGUUUCUGACAUGGCCAAGUGGAAACGAUCUCAGGCAUAUGCAGACUACAUGGGCUUCAUCCUCACUCUGAAUGAAGGUGUCAGGGGCAAGAAGCUGACCUGUGAAUACAAAAUUUCAGAGCCCAUUGAAAAGCUGGUGGCUCUGCUGAACACCCUCGACAGAUGGAUCGAUGAAACCCCGCCAGUGGAUCAACCUUCUCGCUUUGGGAACAAAGCCUUCAGGACCUGGUACGCCAAACUAGACCAGGAGGCAGAAAAGUUGGUGUCAGCAGUGAUUCCCAAGCAUUUGGCUGAUGCUGCCCCAGAAGUGGCUGUGUACCUGAAGGAAUCCGUGGGGAACUCCACCCGCAUUGACUAUGGCACAGGGCACGAAGCUGCAUUUGCAGCCUUUCUCUGCUGCCUCUGCAAAAUUGGUGUGCUCAGAGUGGAUGACCAGAUGGCCAUUGUCUUCAAAGUGUUUAACAGGUACCUGGAAGUGAUGCGAAAACUGCAGAAAACCUACAGGAUGGAACCUGCUGGCAGCCAGGGCGUGUGGGGCUUGGAUGACUUCCAAUUCCUGCCUUUCAUAUGGGGCAGUUCCCAGCUGAUAGACCAUCCAAGCCUGGAGCCUCGGCACUUUGUUGAUGAGAAGGUGGUAAAUGAAAACCAUAAGGACUUCAUGUUCCUGGAGUGCAUCCUCUUCAUUACAGAGAUGAAGACAGGCCCCUUUGCUGAGCACUCCAACCAGCUCUGGAACAUCAGCGCCGUGCCCUCCUGGUCCAAGGUCAACCAGGGCCUCAUCCGCAUGUACAAGGCAGAGUGCCUGGAGAAGUUUCCUGUGAUCCAGCACUUUAAGUUUGGCAGCCUGCUCCCCAUCCAGCCUGUGACAUCUUAAGGAGACUGCAGGAGGAGCCGAGGCAGCGGAGGCACAGCACGGCGCUCUUCCUCCUCCCCUCACCCCUCCUCACCACCCAGCCCAUCCAUUCCUGCACAUCCUCAUCGGCAACCACAGAUCCAAAGCACAGGGAUGGGACCUGGAGCAGCUCCUCCUGCACGUCCUCACCCUGGGGACAUCUCGCCAGCGGCCGAGCCGGGGCCGCGCUGCUCCGCUGUGCCUCGUCCCUGCUAGGAAUGGGGAUGGGUUUGAGCAGAAAAGGCCUUCUGCUUGGCUUCCCAAGAGAAAGGGGUGUGGAGGGGAGGAAGGCACGUGUGUAUGUGUUGGGCAGUGCUAACUGCAAUUUCCCUUUUGAAUUUCAUUGGAGUUUCCUGUUGCUGUUUGCUUUGGGAAACGGCUGCGCGGGGUGAGGUGUGAGCCUGUGCGUGUCUGUAUCAGCCAGCUCUGCCUGCACUGGAGGUCUGAACUGGGAAAAGGGAGUUGUAGGGAGUGUCUGUGGGUUGUGGAAGCCCAGAGUACCGUCUCUCCCUUUUUCUGGGUAAGGAGAGCACCCUCCCUCCACCUCUUCUGCAAGAGGGUCUUCCUUUCUCACUGGCACCUCUUCUCUUGGGUGAAGCUAGGAACCUUCUGGGCUGUGGGCAUCUGAGCUGGCUUUGGAGCUGGAGACAAGGUCCCUGGAGGGACCCAGCUCUGUGGGAACAGCUAUGCAAAGACACUGCUCAGGCCCCCUCUGAACUGGCACAAGCCCUGACACAUUCACACACAUCCAUAACUGGGUCCAACCUGCCCUCUGCAAUCCCCUGCUUUGCUGCUCUGGGGCUGGGCUGGCCUCAGUGGCACAAGGUGACUGUGGUUGCUCCUGCUUGGUCAUAAAUUGUAGUGACACCCCCAUGGCAAAGGGAUUUCCCCACGAAGCAGCAGGAUCCCCAGCUCUUUGAGGGGGACAUCCCUGGAGCACAGGCAGCAUGAGGGGACAGCAUGCAGCUUCUCAUGCAUUCAUAUACUCGUGCUGGAAACAAAAACAUAAGUAGCCCAGGACAGCAGGUUAUACCUGGAGAAAGCUCUUUCCCUUUGUCCUUCCCUGCUGGUGUUGCUGUGCUGGACCUCAGGCAGGGGAACCACACUUGCAGUGCCACCAGCAGCAGUGUAUUGAAGACAGGUGGUGUGGAUCACACCAGCAGCAUCACUGGAGGGCAGAAAGGGCUGGUGCUGUUUUUGAGAUGAGCUGUCUGUCCACAGGUCAUGACCAAGCUGGUGCACAGCUUUGCAGCUGCAGUGGGGUUGUUUCUUCUUGGGGUUCCAGGCUGGAUGUGGCAGGGACAGAGGUCUGGAUUGGUGUUUGCUGGGAAUCAGGAGCAGCAGGAAUUCUUCCUCUGGCAUUCCUGCAGACCAUGAAGAGGCUGCCCCCAGCCAGGCUGCUCAGCUUUUGCUGCUGCACUGCUUUGCUGCUGGGGUGGGAGGAGGAAACAUGGUUGUGAUUUUUUUCUUUUUUAUUAUUAUUUUUUCAUUAUUUUUAACAGACCUACUCACUCCCUCUUGUAAAGGCUUUUGCAGGCACUCAGGGGAAGGAGAGUAAAAAAAGAGUCUAAGUUAAGAGGUGGUGAAAUGUCCUCAGAGCUGAAGCAGAGCUUUCUGGCACUGUUGCUGUCCUGUCUGCUCCUGGCUUGGCCCUGGGCAGCGGGUGGGGGACAAGGAGCUUUUGACCUGCCUGAAACAACUAUAAACUUCUAUUUUAAAUGAAAAUGGAAGACUGGGGUUAAGUCUUGUUUUACUGCUAAAUGGGAUGUGUUUUGUCUUUGCUUUUCAAAUGGAUCCACUCCUGGAAUGUUGCUGGAGAUCUGUGUGCUUGCUGGGACUUGAGUCCAUCUUCAGUGGAGCAGCCUGUGCCUGGAGCAGACUCAUGGUGUCUCCACCUGUGUCCCCUCACGUUGCUGUGUCUUUUGGCAGGUGUCCCCAUACUUUAAAUAACUGUGCAGCAUCUGGCCAGCAAUGGCUGAGCAAAAGCCCCUGGUUUUCUCUAUCUGCCUGAGGGUCAGGAAAACAUCUCUUCAGGUUGUCCUGUGGAAAUGAGGCUUCCAUGCAAAAGGAUGGGUGGAAAUUUUGACAUGGAUACAUGGGAGGGACUCCAGGAAUGUGGAAUACAGCACCAAAAAAGGGUGGAGAGGUGCUUCCUUCCCCUGCAGCUGCAGCAUUGCUCCCUGGGACAGUGUCCCUGGGCUUGGGACCUGCGGAGGCGGUGGGAGGAGGCUCACGCACAGCUUUGUGUUUGUUGUUCGCCCGAGUCUGCACAUCUGUCCUGCUGGGGAUUUUGGGAUGUCAAGCAGCUAAUUCUUGUUUGAGUCUUCUCAGCCCGCUUGGGAUGUGCCCCUGUCACGUGGCAGCCACUUGCUUUGCCUCCCUCCUGCUCCCAGUGACUCCCCCACAGGCUCAGCUCCUCUGCCCCAGGGCUGCUCCGUGUCCGAAGCAGCACUUGCCACCUCCCCCUGUGUUGUAGGUUUAAUUAAAGUUUCUGUGUUUUGCA
Molecule: messenger RNA, 3739 nt
Organism: Agelaius phoeniceus (red-winged blackbird)
Lineage: Eukaryota; Metazoa; Chordata; Aves; Passeriformes; Icteridae
Gene: PTPA
Product: protein phosphatase 2 phosphatase activator
Biological process (GO): mitotic spindle organization
Cellular component (GO): nucleus; cytoplasm; protein phosphatase type 2A complex
Molecular function (GO): protein tyrosine phosphatase activator activity; peptidyl-prolyl cis-trans isomerase activity
Source: RefSeq, a predicted model, not a curated record